GUUCUACUUAAUUGGCGGAGGGAUACCCAUCAUUGUCUGUGGAAUCACUGCAGCAGCAAACAUAAAAAACUACGGCAGCCGGACCAAUGCACCAUAUUGCUGGAUGGCGUGGGAGCCCAGUAUCGGCGCUUUUUAUGGCCCGGUGGGAUUCAUCAUCUUCGUGGACUGCAUGUACUUCCUCAGCAUCCUGCUCCAGUUGCGCCGCCACCCUGAACGGCGUUAUGAGCUCAAGGAGCCGACAGAAGAGCAGCAGCAUCUGACUCCAGCCAACACAGAGGCCGGGCCAGAUGGUCCCAGCAGCCACUGCCACCCCCUCGCUCUCCAGCUGCAGCCUCACGAGGUGGCGUCUUCCAUAGUGUCCACUCCCCACACUGUGCCUCUGUCGGCGCUUGAAAAUGAGCACACCUUCGCUGCUCAGCUGAUGGGCGCAGCGGGGGCGUUAGGGCUGUACGCAGCCCUCUGGGUGUUCGGGGCCAUGGCUGUAUCACAGGACCACCCCUUUGAUUUAGCCUUCACCUGCCUGUUUGGGGUGGCCGCACUGGCACUGGGGGCGUUCAUGGUGGCGCAUCACUGUGUCAACAGGCAGGAUAUGAGGCGCUAUUGGUCCCAGGCUUGUUGCUCCGGGAGACGAGCCUACUCCGCACAGGAGGACGUCCUUCUGCCACAGCCUGGUGUGGCAAUGACAUCCACAGCAGGUUCUGCGAGCAAGGCAGACGGGGAGUCAACAAAGUGCGGCCACAGCAGUGCAGACUCUUCUUACACAAAUAAGAGCGCCCCAAGCAUGCGCAACUCCGCCCACGGCAGCAAGCUGACCAAUCUGCACGCAGAGGCGGCGCAGUGUAAAUCUGCCUCCGCGCCGGUGACUGCCAACGGUGCAGCUGUUUUGGACAACAGCCUGACUGAACAUUCACUAGACAAUGAAAUUAAAAUGCACGUAGCGCCAGUUGAGGUGCAGUUCCGCCCCAUGAACAACAUCAACAAUCCAGCUGCUGUCACCAAUGGACACACAGGCCGGCAUCACAAAAACAGAGCGCGAGCGCACAGGGCGAGUCGGCUAACUGUGCUGCGAGAGUACGCCUAUGACGUCCCCACUAGCGUCGAAGGCAGCGUGCAGAGUGCCCCCCACAGGCGGCACCACCAUUACGACUUAGCAGCACGCAACAGUCGACGGGCGGCGUACAUGGCCUACAGAGAGCGCCAUCAGAGCCAGCUGCAGCAGGACAGCAGUGACAGCGCGAGCCUGCCACGCCGCCCCCGCUACACAGAUAAAGGAGGCGGCAGCACCCUGGGAAAUGGGUCAGUGGUAACGGAAGAAAGUGUGGCGACUGCUGCAGCGUCAAGCUCCAGUAAAGACUCUGGUCCUGCACAGCAGCCCAGCAGCACAGAACUAGAAAGCCAGCCCAAGUCGUACGGGCUCAACCUCGUCACUCCAAACGGUGGCACACUUAAAGAAAACGGACAGGCUGUGCCUUUAAUGAACACAGAGAGUACAGCCAGUAUAAAGACUGGCUUGUGGAAGCACGAAACUACUGUGUAGCGACGGUUUCCGUCCCAAAGACUGCAUUUUGAUAUGUUUCCGCCUUUAAACUGUGAAAUGUCUUUUUUGUACAUGUAUUUUAUGUACAAGCAAAUCAUUACUGCCACUGAACUAUCUUUGUAGAUAUGUUUUUGUAAAUGUUCUAUUUUUAUAACUUUUAAUCCAAACCCUUUUUAUUCCAUUUUAAGAGUUCUGUAGAUAAAUCUGCAUGGACUGAGCUGUGGCCCUGUGCAUACCCUUACCCUGGGGAUUUUUUUCCAUUUUCUAGUUUGU
Molecule: messenger RNA, 1810 nt
Organism: Plectropomus leopardus (leopard coralgrouper)
Lineage: Eukaryota; Metazoa; Chordata; Actinopteri; Perciformes; Serranidae
Source: RefSeq, a predicted model, not a curated record